AUGUCUGGAGGAAGCGGUAGCAAUAGAAAUGAGUGCAGAAUAUACGUAGGAAAUCUACCGCCGGACAUAAGAACAAAGGACAUCCAAGAUCUGUUCUAUAAGUUCGGCAAAGUUACAUUUGUUGAUUUGAAAAAUAGAAAAGGCCCUCCGUUUGCAUUCGUCGAAUUUGAAGAUCCUAGAGAUGCAGAUGAUGCUGUGCGUGCACGCGACGGUUACGAUUACGACGGGUAUCGUCUACGUGUGGAGUUCCCAAGAGGAGGUGGUGGUGGAGGUGCAAGGGGUGGACGAGGAGGGGGCGACCGUUUUGGAUCCAGACCCAAUGCCAGGGGCCCACCUGCAAGACGCUCUGAAUACAGGGUGCUUGUUACAGGAUUACCGCCCUCUGGAUCUUGGCAGGAUCUUAAAGAUCACAUGCGCGAAGCGGGCGAUGUCUGCUUUGCAGAUGCUUUCAAAGAUGGCACUGGUGUGGUAGAGUUCCUCCGUCAUGAAGACAUGAAAUAUGCAGUGAAGAAACUUGACGACUCUCGAUUUAGAAGUCACGAGGGUGAAGUAUCUUAUAUUCGAGUUAAGGAAGACUAUGGCGGCGGUGGUGGUGACAGAUACAGCGGGGAUCGUGAUAGAGGUGCGUCGGGCAGGUCCAGGUCGUACUCGCCGCGGCGCCGCGGCUCGCCGACCUACUCGCCGGUGCGCCGCAGCUACAGCCGCAGCCGCAGCCGCGACCACAACUACUGA
Molecule: messenger RNA, 732 nt
Organism: Parnassius mnemosyne (clouded apollo)
Lineage: Eukaryota; Metazoa; Arthropoda; Insecta; Lepidoptera; Papilionidae
Source: the annotation of a GenBank genome assembly